GCUCAGCCCCAGCGCCGUGCAUGCUGACCAAGCCCCUCGGACAGUCCCCGCAGACAUGGCGGAGAGCUGGCUGCGCCUGUCCGGAGCAGGGCCAGCCGAGGAGGCUGGGCCGGAGGGCGGCCUGGAGGAGCCGGACGCCCUCGAUGACAGCCUGACCAGCCUUCAGUGGCUGCAGGAAUUCUCCAUUCUCAACGCCAAGGCUCCCGCCCUGCCCUCCGGGGGUACCGACCCCCACGGCUACCACCAGGUGCCUGGCUCCGUGGCUCCCGGGUCGCCUCUGGCCGCUGACCCUGCCUGCCUCGGGCAGCCGCACACACCAGGCAAACCCACGUCUUCGUGCACGUCUCGUAGCUCGCCCCCUGGGCUGCAGGCCCCGCCCCCCGACGACGUGGACUAUGCCACCAACCCGCACGUGAAGCCGCCCUACUCUUACGCCACUCUCAUCUGCAUGGCCAUGCAAGCCAGCAAGGCCACCAAGAUCACCCUGUCGGCCAUCUACAAGUGGAUCACGGACAACUUCUGCUACUUCCGCCACGCUGAUCCCACCUGGCAGAAUUCCAUCCGCCACAACCUGUCCCUGAACAAGUGCUUCAUCAAAGUGCCUCGGGAGAAGGAUGAGCCAGGCAAGGGGGGCUUCUGGCGCAUCGACCCUCAGUACGCGGAGCGGCUGCUCAGCGGGGCCUUCAAGAAGCGGCGCUUGCCCCCGGUCCACAUCCACCCAGCCUUUGCCCGCCAGGCCUCGCAGGAGCCCAGUGCCGCCCCCUGGGGCGGGCCGCUGACCGUGAACACGGAGGCCCAGCAGCUGCUGCGGGAGUUUGAGGAGGCCACUGGGGAGGCUGGCUGGGGCACAGGAGAGGGCAGGCUGGGGCACAAGCGCAAGCAGCCGCUGCCCAAGCGGGUGGCCAAGGUCCUGCGGCCACCUAACACAUUGUUGCUGACCCAGGAGGAGCAGGGAGAGCUGGAACCCCUGAAAGGCAACUUUGACUGGGAGGCUAUCUUCGAGGCUGGCACGCUGGGUGGGGAGCUGAGCACACUGGAGGCCCUGGAGCUGAGCCCCCCGCUGAGCCCCAUGUCUCACGGAGAUGUGGACCUCACCGUCCACGGCCGCCACAUCGACUGCCCUGCUACCUGGGGACCUCCAGUGGAGCAGGCUGCAGACAGCCUGGACUUCGAUGAGACCUUCCUGGCCACAUCUUUCCUGCAGCACCCCUGGGACGAGAGUGGCGCUGGCUGCCUACCCCCAGAACCUCUCUUUGAGGCAGGGGACGCCACCCUGGCUGCUGACCUGCAGGACUGGGCCAGCGUGGGUGCCUUCUUGUAAGAGACCAGGCCCCACCCCACCUCUGGACAGUGCCCAAGUCAGGGCCCAGAACUGCCCCCUGAGAUAGGCCCGUGGACACCCCCCAGUACCCAGGCAGAGCCUGGGCCAGUGCCCCCAAGGCUGGCUUCACAAGGCAGCACUGCUGCCAACCUGGGACGUCCUCACAUUUGAGCCCAGAAGGCUGAGAACUGAGUGCCUAGGACCAGAAUCGCCGCCUCUUCAUCAUCAGCACCCUGUAUACACACAGUGUUUCAUUACUCCGUGUUCCCCACCCCCAGGAACCUGGUGAAAAGCGCCCUUCGUCGUGAGAAAUGAGGCCGGGAGGGGCCCAGCCAGGCUAGGGAGGAACUGAACAAGGGCCAACAGCAGAGCUCUGCUUUACCUCACCGCCUCCUUCUGCAGGUCUCUAUCUAGAGAAAGUGCCCAGGUACAACACAAAUGCUAAUUAGGUGACAGCAAAUUAACCCCCUGGGGGCUCCUCCCGGCAGAGCCUCCCAGGGGACCCUGGCAGCAGAGGCUAGGGAGGACCAAAGGUGGCUGGCUGGUGAUGGGCUGGGGGAAGGGAGCAGAGAGAGGGGAGGCAGAAACGAGGUGGGGGCACAAGUUGGGGCAAGAUGUUCUCUGUCCCUCUGGCCCCACAGUUAGAGGUAGGAGAAGCAGUAAAUUGUAGUCUUUGAGGCUGAGAGCAACUGGAAGUUGGGCCUUUGGGGUUUGGACCGACAGACUAAUGUAGUGAGAGUAGCUAUAGCUAAGACUAAACUGGGAGGGACACCCAGCUUGCUGGAAACCCUGGGACCAGGAAGAGGGAAGCCCUACACCCUUGCCUGCACUUAGGGGGUAUGGGCUUGCUCCACCUAGACCCCUGGAGUUGAGACCUGUAUCCAUCUUCCACAUGGGGCAAUUUAACCUUUUUCAUGGAAAGUUCUUUACAAUAAAAAAUUUUAA
Molecule: messenger RNA, 2266 nt
Organism: Jaculus jaculus (lesser Egyptian jerboa)
Lineage: Eukaryota; Metazoa; Chordata; Mammalia; Rodentia; Dipodidae
Gene: Foxj1
Product: forkhead box J1
Exons: 2
Coding region: 56-1321 (421 amino acids)
Biological process (GO): regulation of DNA-templated transcription
Molecular function (GO): sequence-specific DNA binding; DNA-binding transcription factor activity
Source: RefSeq, a predicted model, not a curated record